Molecule: messenger RNA, 2727 nt
Organism: Effrenium voratum
Lineage: Eukaryota; Dinophyceae; Suessiales; Symbiodiniaceae
Source: the annotation of a GenBank genome assembly
AUGGCAAGCUGGACAGAUGACCAAGUUGCGCAAGCCAGAGGCGUGGUUCAGGAGCAGCUGAGGGAGAAGAGCGCCCUGGAGGUCUUGGAGCUCGCCGCCCGGCUGGCGCUACGGGGCAGCGCGGAGUCCUGGCUUUGCGUGGUGGACCAGGUGGUAGCGCGCCUGGAGCCCUUCCCGAUCAAGGAGUGGCCGGUGCUGCUGCAGCUGUUGAUGGCCGCGGAGAACGUGGAGGUCCAGGAGGCCGACUUUUUCGUGCACUGCGCGGGGAGUUUGGAAGCCAGAGCCAAGACAGAGAAGCUCGGCCGCAGGGCAGACUUUGCGAAGCAGCUCGCCUGCUUCGCGGACCUCUUGCGGCUGCGGGGUGUGUGGCUAGGAGCUGUCAGCGGGAUGAUUGACACGAUCGAGGAGCUCGGGGAGUGCAUCACCCGCAGCGUGUCCUCGGACCUCUCCAAAGCAGAAGCUACCGAGAACCCGGGGAAGCUUGGCGAGGAUGAGCUUUGCGCGGCACAAGGCCCGCCCUGGCUCAGUGAGGAUGGUGCCACACCAUACCUGUUGCAGACCGCCUCUUCUGCGAUCAAAGCGAGCGAGGCUUUGGACAUUCAUCUGGGGCCAGCCACAACUUCCAGCACCACCACCGCCUGGAAUUCGGGCGGCGGCAUUGUUGGCAUCAAGAUGAACGGCAAGGGCGACUUCUCGGCAUUUUGGGCGGGCCUGGCAACCAACAUUGCCAUGACCGUUGGUUGCUACAUCAUAUUCUUGGUGCUGCGAAAGUUGUACCCCAUGCUGUACGAGCACAACCAGGAAGUCAUCGAGAAACUGAAGCAGGAGCGCUUCAAGCUGAGCAGCAGCGUUUUUGCGCCGGUGAUUGCGUCCUCCAGAGUCACCGUGGAUGAUGCCAUCGAAGCGGUAGGCCUCGACCACGGCAUGCUGCUGCAGUUUGCUCAGUUUGUCAUGACCCUCAUGCUGAUGAUCGGCAUUCCAGCGCUGGUCGUGCUUUGCCCCAUGUUCGCCCUGGCGGGUGGCCAUGCGGCUCAGAGCCGGCUGAGCUUUAUUGGCUUCGCCAACGUGAAAGAGAAUAGCUUGGUGUGCUACCCUGUGGCUCUCUUUGUGUGGUACGUGGUCAUCGUCACACAGUGGAAGAUCUUCAGUGUCAUGGAGAACAAGUUCCAGCAGAGGCGGAAAGACUGGCUGAUGCGUAUGCCAAUGCCACGAUCGCAGACCGUGUUGUUGGAGUGCAUCCCCGAAGAGUUUCGCAGCCAGAAAGCUCUAAAGGAGUUCUUCGAGGACAUCUUCGGUGGAGGAUGCAUCGAUGAAAUUUUCUUCGUGCGAGACACCACAACCCUUAUGACCUGCACCAAAAUCCGGGACGAGUGCAGUCAAGAUCUUCAUGAAGCAGAGUUUGCUUGGGACAAGUCAGGCGAGGCAGACGAAGACGCACGCAAGAAGCUCGAGGCAGCACUGGAUGUGGCCGAGAAGAAGGUGGAAGAAGCCCGGCAGGAAGUUCUGGAGUCGGAGAAAGGACACAGCGCCUCUGCUUUCGUGACCUUCAAGGAUCAGAAGCAGAGCAUCAUGGCACUCAACAUGCGAUACACCGCGGAUGAUGAGGAGUUUGUGGUUUCUGUGCCGCCGGACCCUGCAGAUGUGCGCUACAACGACCUGCGGGUGGAUUAUCGCGUAGAGGCUGCGGGCAGGACGCUGGGCUAUGGAAUGAUAGCCGGGCUGUUCUUCGGCUUUAUCCCGAUUGUGGCUGGCGUCACCAACUUGUUGACGCUGGAGAGCGUGACAAAGGUUGACUUGUUGAACACUUUCUUCGACAACAACCCGAGCCUCGCGGCCAUGUGGAGCUCUCUGGCGUCAACCUUGGGCCUCACGAUCUUCAUGUCCUUUCUGCCGACCUUCCUGGUGCUCAUUUUCAACUACUGCUUUGCCCUCAAGGCAGAUGCAUGGGAGCAGCAUCUCAUCCAGCAGUGGUACUUCUACUUCUUGGUUGUAUAUGUGCUCUUGGUGACCGCUGUUGGCACAUCGCUUUGGGAACGAUCCACGGAGUUGAUCGAGAACCCUACUGCGAUCUUCAGCCUCCUGGCGAACUCGCUGCCGAACGCCUCGCACUUCUACUUGAAUUAUGUUCCUCUGCAGUGGUCCACCCAUGCCAUGAACAUGACUCGCUACAUCAACGUGUUCAAGUAUGUGGGUUUCCGCAAGGUUUGCUCUGAGGAGAGGGCAAGAAGCAAAGCUGAACCUGAAGACCAAGACUACUAUGGUAUUGGCUCACGCAGCGCCCGGCACACGCUGAUCGCCGUGACUGGCCUGGUCUUUUGCACCCUGUGUCCUCUGAUUUGUAUUCUUUGCCUCAUCAAUGGAUGUGUGUGCCGCUUCUUUUACGGCUUCCUGAGUGUGUAUGCUGAGGAGAAGAAGGCAGACCUUGGCGGUGUCUUCUGGCUGACUCAGAUGCGGCAUAUGCAGCAGGGUCUGUUGGUCUACCUCAUUCUCAUGACGGGUGUGCUGCUUGAGCGAGGGCAAAACAUUGUCCCGGGAGUCAUAGCGGGCAGCAGUGCGGCCUUGUGGGUGUGGACCUACCGACGCUUCAACCACAAGUUCCACUUGGAGAACUUGCCCUUGCGCGACUUGAAGGCUGCGGCAUCUGGGGACAAGCGAGAGACCUCAAGGGCCAAGUACAUGCAGCCAGAGUUGGUGGUCCACGAGGAUAGCCCUAGGAAGCGCAAAUGA